This is a messenger RNA of Sarcophilus harrisii (Tasmanian devil), 2236 nucleotides long. Its product is annotated as N-acetyltransferase 8-like. The record is from RefSeq and is a predicted model, not a curated record. Lineage: Eukaryota; Metazoa; Chordata; Mammalia; Dasyuromorphia; Dasyuridae. The coding region runs from base 191 to 883 and encodes 230 amino acids. The transcript has a single exon. Gene Ontology annotation, molecular function: N-acetyltransferase activity.
AGGAGGGAGUCCUGAGCCAGGGAGUCCUGAGCCAGGGAGUCCUGAGCCAGGAAGUCCAGAGCCAGGGAGUCCUGGGCCAGGGAGUCCAGAGCCAGGGAGUCCUGAGCCAGGGAGUAGGCGGGGCUCUGAGACCGUGGCCAGACUUAAGAAAGGGGGCGCUCGCGAGCACUUCUGACUGGGAAAGACUGCAAUGGCCUGGGAAGUGGGUGAAGCCGGGGGUUUCUUACUCCGGGAAUUCCAGCCCGGGGAUGCGGACGCGGUGCGGGAGCUAUUCGCCGCAGGGAUGGGCGAGUACGGGCCGGCCCUGUGCGCCCAUGUGUUUCAGCAGCCAUGGGUGAUGCUUACCCUGACCGGCGCCUUCCUGCUCUUGGUGGCCAGCGCACACUCCCUGCUGCUGCCCGUGCUGGUCCUGGCGCUGCUGCUGGCAGCCGGCCACCUGGUGCUCGGCCAGAUCUGGGCCCAGUACAUCCGGCGCUGCCUCUCUCAGGACCUGAAGGAUAUUGGAGACGCGUACGCGCCACAGUGCGGGGCUCGGUUCUGGGUGGCUGAGGCCGGAGGCCAAGUCGUGGGUAUGGUGGGCGCACGGCCCGAGGAGGGCCACGGCCCCUCCGGUGUGCUGGAGCUAAAACGCAUGGUGGUGCGCCGAGACCACCGGGGCCGGGGCGUGGGCAAAGCGCUGGGACGAGCUGUGCUGGCCUUCGCCUGCGAGCAGGGAUGCCGCGCCGUGGUGCUCGUCACUCACCGUUUGCAGCGGGAAGCCCGGAGCCUUUAUCUCAGCCUGGGCUUCCGGCCCGAGACACCGCAGCCGUUUCCCAGCUUCUACGGACGCCUGGUGGACUUCACACUCACCCGCUACCGUUAUGACCUUGCCCCUGGGGAGUAAGGCGCCGCUGCCUGGGGACGACCUUGUACAGGAGGACGGAGUAUCCUGGAAUAAGAGAGAGAGAGAGCAGAUCUGGAACCCCUUUCUCUUUGGCUCAGGGAGGGACCCAGCUCAAAACGUUAUUGCAUUUAGGAUUAACUGGCCUUGGGAUUUCAGGGAGCCGUGAGCGUGUAUAUAUGUGUGCGUAUUUGCUUCCUGAACCAGUCAUUUCAGCGCCUGGGGACACAGUUACCAGAGACCAGAUUGUACUUUGUAAUUUCUAAGGUUUCUGGAAUCUGUUAAAUAACGGGGCUAUGCAAUGGAGAGAAGUGAUGAAGUAUAUUAUAUUGCAGCAUAUAGUAUAUGCUUUUUUUUUUUUUUGUUAAAUAUCCCCCCCCCCUUUUUUUUGUUAAAUAUUCAAGUUAUUGUUGUUAUGGCUUUGGGGUUAAGGGGUACUAAUAUACCUGGAAAGAAGAAAGACCAGAAGAUUAAAAAAACAAAAACUAUUAAAUGCCUUCUUCCUUGAAUUUUCUGAACUACUCUAAAUUGUAUUAGCAAUCCUACCCUUUCUCUCCCUGCUUCCCCGGAGUUGCUAGAGCUUACUAUUAAACAUAUCAAAAAUAAGUUCCCAAAUGAGUACCUAGCAUGUCUGAAAUUCUUUCAUUGUCUUUAUGAGCACUAUUUCAAAUUUAUCUUGUUAUAAUUUCACUAGGAGUUAAUAAAAGCCUUUCUUAAAAUUAAGGUAAUAUUUGGAAGAUUAAGCUAAUUGGACAUUCAUUCAUCUUAUUAUGAAUUAGUUGUAAAAUCAAAAAUAUGUCUAAAAUCUAUUUUUUAAUAAUUGCAGAGCUCAUGCCCCAGGGCAACAAAAAUGAAUAAUACCUAGUAGCUCUCUUCAUCCAUAAUUUGAGUAUGGGAAAGAGGACUUAAACAAAAUGUUAUUUGUUGUUCAGUGAUUUUCCAAUCCUGUCUGACUAUUUCUAAAUGGUGAAGAAACUGAGGUAACAAGGUUAAGUGACUUGUUCAGAGUCACAUUAUUAGUGUUUGAUACUGAAUUUGAACUCAAGGCCCAGCACCAAUCACUGCCCCACCUAGUUGUCCUUUAUAUAAAAUAGAAUAAAACUAAUAAGAAAUUGAGUUCAAUGAAAGAUGAGGCUUAAAAUAUGAGAAGGCAGUUAAAGGGAUAUUAGGGAAGAUUUUAUGAAAGAGUUGAGACCAAAUUGUUCCUUGAACAGAAAUGUAAAAUGAGAAAAUAAAAUGAAGUUUCAUUGAUGAAGAGAGAGAAGUCAUUUCAAAAAAUUAGAUGCUACAGAGAUGGAUGGCCCCAACUGAGGUUAAAUGUUAAAAUGUUUAAAAACGUUAAAAAAAAAAAAAAAG